Molecule: messenger RNA, 1185 nt
Organism: Phycomyces blakesleeanus NRRL 1555(-)
Lineage: Eukaryota; Fungi; Mucoromycota; Mucoromycetes; Mucorales; Phycomycetaceae
Exons: 6
Coding region: 1-1185 (394 amino acids)
Cellular component (GO): Golgi apparatus; plasma membrane; endoplasmic reticulum
Source: RefSeq, a predicted model, not a curated record
AUGAGUGAACCUGCCAAGAAGCUCCGUAAACCCGAUGAGGGAGCAUUUAAACAGCAACGAUUACCUGCAUGGCAACCAGUUCUCACUCCUCGGACAGUUUUGCCAACUCUAUUUAUUAUUGGCAUCAUAUUUACACCAAUUGGUGGACUUCUUUAUUGGUCUAGUGGUCGAGCUAAUGAGAUUAUGCUCAACUAUUCCCAUUGUGGUCUAUAUGAAACUCCAGUCUACAUGGAACCAUCCAUGAUCAGUUAUGAGUUUUCACCUGCAGUUGACAUUAGCACAAUGGAGAUGCCUGCAUAUCACUAUCAAACGACGUCCGAGUUUCUUGACCCGACAUGGAAAAACCCCAAUCAACUGACUAUUAAGCAAUGUGUGAUUGACUUUACUGUGCCAAGCACAAUGACAGGACCGGUAUUUAUGUACUACCGUCUCACCAAUUUUUAUCAGAACCGUCGCCAAUACAUUAAAAGCUAUGACGCCGACCAACUUUUGGGAAAAGCUAUAUCGUCGUCGACUGCCCAGAGUAACUGUGACCCUGCUGGACAGACAGAAGAAGGGCUUAUUGUCUAUCCAUGUGGAUUGAUUGCCAAUUCAAUGUUUAAUGAUACCUUUUCGAAUAUAACCCAGAUUGAUGGUGAUAAUGCAGUUCUCUACGAAUUUUCUUCAACAAAUGUCGCAUGGCCCACAGACACCGAAAAGUACAAACUCACGACCUAUCCGAUCGAUGCAAUUGCACCACCGCCCAACUGGGUCUUGCGCUACCCGAAUGGCAAGUACGACCAAGACCAUCCUCCGCCAGAUCUGUCAACUAUGGAACGGUUCAUGGUGUGGAUGCAUGUCGCUGCCCUUCCUGAUUUCCGCAAAUUGUGGGGGCGUAAUGACAACCAGGAUCUUCCUGCCGGUAGAUGGCGUAUUCUUGUAGAUAUGAAUUUCGACACUGUCCAAUACAAGGGCACAAAAUGGAUCGUUCUCUCUACCACAACAGCCCUUGGUGGACGCAACUUACGACUUGGAGUUACAUACAUUUCUAUUGGCUCCAUUUGUCUUGCCCUUGGUGUUUUCUUUAGUAUUCGUCAGAGUGCCCGUCCAAGAAAACUUGGUGAUCAGGCUUACUUGUCUUGGAAUCAACCUGGAGGCGGUCUACCCAGUAAUGUUGCACGCCUAGCGCGUCUUCACCAAGACUAG